UCGGGUAUUGAAAUCGUAGAGAUUAGACAACCGAGUUGAACCAGCGUAUCUCACUAGAAUAUUUUACUUUUUCUGAGCUAUUUCGCUUAUWCUGAGCUAUUAUCUCCUGACAACCGAUUGAGAUUUUAAGGGGUUGUUUAUAAAAUGAGUCAAAGCUCGGCCAAACGCCGAAAUCGUCCGGGUUCGCAAGCGAGCCUUGGCAUGAGCAUGAACGAUGAUAUGGAGAUGAGCGAGAAAGGAAGGCCUCAGUCUUCACACUCUAGGAACGCUUGGUCUGACGAUGAUCUUCUUACCGGACAAGGAGGAGACGAUAUUGACUUUACUUCGCCUCGAGCUCCCGCUUCAGCCGCUGUCGAUGUUAUUCCUUCGGCCAUGGAAGCCGAACCAGUGUCUCACCAGAAGCGUGUUCCAGCCGAUGUACGGGCUCCUGGAGCAAAGAAUGUUCCUGUCGGUUGCUGGACUCGAUUUAAGAGAAUUGUACGAGGAUUAUGGAGAACGCGGCAGACAGAGGACACAGACAGCGACCGAGAAAUGCACAUCAAGACCACUUUGAGAGAACUUAUCAUCUACAUGGUCUUCAUCACCAUUCUCUGCAUCUUGACAUUUGGAAUGACAAGCUCAACCAUGUACUACUUCACSAAAGUGAUGCGAGAUCUUUUUGUUGAAAGUAGUAUGUCAAACAGGAAUACUUUCAAGGAYAUCACCACAAUGCAAGAGUUCUGGAUGUACGUCAAUGGACCUCUCUCRGAUGGACUGUACUGGGAACAGUAUUACAACAAUGUCAACGUCAGCAACGAUGAUAUGGGCUAUAUUUAUUUCGAAAACAAAGUCCUUGGCAUGCCUCGAAUCCGUCAAGUCCGUGUCCGUAAUGACUCGUGCGAAGUUCAYAGUGACUUUAAAAGUGUGAUCAAGGAAUGCUAUGCGCCGUACUCUGAAAGUUCUGAAGACACAAGUCCGUUCGGUAAAAUGAACGGCAGUGCGUGGGAAUAUAAAGACCAAAAGAUCCUCCAAAGUCGAUCUUAUUGGGGUCGUAUGGCUACUUACGCUGGUGGUGGAUUUACACAACUACUAGCAAAAAAGAAAGAUAAGACCAAAGAAAUCUUUGCUGAUCUCAAACAAAACUUGUGGCUUAAUCGUGGUACGCGUGCUGUUUUUAUCGACUUCAGUGUUUACAAUGCCAACAUUAAUCUUUUCUGCAUUGUAAGGCUUCUCUUUGAGUACCCACCCACUGGAGGUUGCAUCCCGUCAUUCAACUUCCGUACCCUGAAACUUAUCCGAUACGUGACAGCCAUGGACCACUUUGUGAUGGCCUGCGAGGGCUUGUUCAUCAUCUUCAUUAUAUACUAUACUAUCGAGGAAAUUCUUGAGAUCAAAAAGCACAAAAUGCAGUAUUUCAAGAGCUUCUGGAACAUUUUGGACGUGGUUGUUAUCAUGCUGGGUUACGUUGCAAUUCUGUUCAACCUGUACCGUUUUGUUGUUGUCGGUGAGCUACUCAGCUCGCUACUUGAGAACAGCAAUCAGUAUGCAAACUUUGACAACCUUGGAUUCUGGCAGACACAGUUUAAYAACAUGGUUGCUGUGGCUGUGUUCUUUGCAUGGAUCAAGGUGUUUAAAUACAUCAGUUUCAACAAGACAAUGAACCAACUUUCGUCUACACUAUCAAAGUGUGCAAAAGACGUCGCUGGUUUUGCCAUCAUGUUCUUCAUCAUUUUCUUUGCAUACGCACAACUUGGAUAUCUCAUCUUUGGAACGCAAGUCCGUGACUUCAGUACAUUYCAAGACAGCAUCUUUACACUGUUCCGUAUCAUCCUUGGAGACUUCGACUUCCACCAGAUCGAGAAUGCCAAYCGUGUGCUUGGCCCUACCUUCUUCAUCACCUACGUGUUCUUUGUGUUCUUCGUGUUGCUCAACAUGUUCUUGGCCAUCAUCAAUGACACUUAUGCUGAAGUCAAGUCUGAUAUUGCUUCACAAGAGAGCGAAUUCGAGAUCACUGACUACUUCAAGAAGGGCUAUCAGAACGUCCUUAACAAGUUGUCUUUCAAGAGAGARAAGAUUAUCGACAUUCAGAAGGCUCUAAAAUCCGCAGACGUUAAUCAAGACAACAAGCUCGACUUCGAAGAAUGGCGUCAGACCUUGAAAUCUCGUGGUCAUGCCGAUGCUGAGAUCGAAGCWGUUUUUGCGAGAUAUGACUUGGACGGUGAUCGUAUUCUUGAUGAAGAUGAACAACGACGCAUGCAAGAAGAUCUGGAAGGACAAAAGGCCGAACUUAAUGAAGAGAUCGAGGAGAUGGAGCGCAAGAAGGAUAAUCGACCAAAGAGUGGAAGCCGUGUCAGUUUCCGUGGAAGUGAUGCCGAGAGUGACGAUGAUGAUGAUGAAUCGGGAGGACUCAGUGGACGUGCUGGUUCGGCUACUGGACAUCGCCGUGGAGGUGGUGGAGGAGUUUCUUAUGAAGAAUUCAACGUACUAAGCCGUCGUGUGGAUCGCAUGGAACACUCCAUUGGAAGCAUUGUGUCAAAGAUUGACGCUGUCCUUGUCAAACUUGAGGCCAUGGAGAAGGCUAAAUUGAAGAGACGAGAAACGAUGGCGAAAUUGUUAGACAGUAUUACAGAGAACGAGAAAUCAGGACGAAGUGAUGAUGACUUGAAGCGAGAUCAAAUGGAAAAGCUCGUCCGUGAAGAGCUUGAACGAUGGGAUAGCGAGGCAUCGAUGACACGACCAGACUCUCGAGGCCCAAGUCCUAGCGCAUCCCGCGUUAAUACUGCCAAAUCUGGUCGCUCAACUGCUCGUGGAUCCACCCAAAGCAGUGCUGGGUCGGUGCGCGUCCCUGUCAAUGAGGAACCUCCAAGACCGCCUUUUGGUGAACACACAAAUGUGUAAAACAAGUCAUUCCYGUUACUUUAUUAGUCACAUUGAAAACCAGACGUAUCGUAGAUUAUCAGAGAGCAUGUAUCCCAUAAUAUAUAGAAGAUAGAAUGAGGGCUCUAAACCCGUGAAAGACAAUUUACCAGGUGUAAUGGAAUGAACAGUAUACAUUUCACGGGUUGACUGCCAUUAGUCUAUAUCACGCAUUUAAGUUAUUUAAAAAAGCAUAUUAUUCAUUUUGUUCCCAAGGGGCUCGUACAAACAGUAUCACUGUAUCGAUCAAUAUUGUCAUUUUAAGUUUCAAGGUCUGUAUAAUAUUCAUUUUUAUUGAGUCACCAAAAUUAAUGAAGAUGAAAAUGAUCAUCAUUCACAAUGUAUGUAGAUGGAUAGUUGAAUUAAUUGUAGCACGCUAAUUUGCUGAGCAAAUCACGGCAGCAUGAAAAGUACACAUGUAAGUUUAUGAAUAAUAUAAGGACUGCUAUCAACAAUAGCAUGCUAUGCAUGUUACAAUUCAUGUAGUAGCAUAGGGUUUUUCCUUGGAUUACUUUUUCUGACUCCAAAAAAAGUAAUCAUAUUGGGGAAAAAUCAGAGAUAGAUGUAAAUCAAAGUUAAUCGUAAUAGGUGUAACCAGAAGUCUUUGUGUAGUAAUGACGAUCUUCUAUAUUAGGAGAUAUAUAUUCACGUGCAACAUAGAGUGGCAUGAGCUUUUCCUUUGGAAGCAGUAAUUAUUUUCUUUUAAAGAAAUAUGAAUAGAAAGGUUAAAACGAAAUAUUGAAAAGGGAGUGGGAGGCUUUUGUAGUUGGAAUCUCAAUUUAUAGCCAUUGGGCUUAGUUUGCACACCACUAGUUGUCAAAUGUAUAAAUCAGUCCAAAGCAAUAAAGUUUUAAGUCACUGUUAGA
This is a messenger RNA of Exaiptasia diaphana, 3761 nucleotides long. RefSeq names its product polycystic kidney disease 2-like 1 protein. Gene Ontology annotation, molecular function: calcium ion binding; calcium channel activity. The record is from RefSeq and is a predicted model, not a curated record. The transcript is spliced from 18 exons. Gene Ontology annotation, cellular component: membrane. Bases 145 to 2877 code for a protein of 910 amino acids. NCBI's taxonomy places the organism in Eukaryota, Metazoa, Cnidaria, Anthozoa, Actiniaria, Aiptasiidae. Gene Ontology annotation, biological process: detection of mechanical stimulus.